CUUCACCCCACUAUGGAGGGGAUAUAAAGACGGGGACUGAGGGGUUGCGCUGGCUGGACUUUGCUCGAGCUGCCAAAUCUCAAUUCCUGACUCGCAUCUUUCUUUCCUCUGCACAAAUUGUGACCUCCUAUCUCCAACUUUCUCUCCAGAACCAUACAAUACUAAAACAUACUCCAACAACAUGCCUCCUAUCGCCCUCGAAGACCCUCCCACCACCACAACCACUGUCAACCCCAAAGACUUGCCUCCGCCCACCCACCCCGGCAAACUGCACGUCCACCGCUCCUCCAAACCCUUCGCGUCCGGCGCAACCUCCCAGACCAGCCUCCCCGCCGGGUCCGUCUUCACGCCCAUCACCGGCACCACGUCCUCGCACAAGGCCUACACCUCGGUCCAGACCGGCCGCGACAGCCACAUCGAGCUGAACUCCGACCUGGUCUACUGCAACCACUCGUGCGCGCCCACGCUGGACUUCGACAUGCACGCCAUGCAGGUACGCGUCGUGGCCGGGCGGGACCUCAAGGUCGGCGAUCCGCUUACGUUCUUCUAUCCGAGUAGCGAGUGGGAGAUGGACCAGGCGUUUGAAUGCAUGUGUGGUGCGGAGUCGUGUAAGGGAUUUAUCAAGGGCGCAAAGGAGAUGUCAAGGGACCAGCUGAAGGGGUACUGGUUGAAUCCGCAUAUUACGGAGUUGUUGGAUGAGAGAGAUGCGAGGGCUGACGCGUCGGGUUCGGCGACGGCUUAGAUUCAUUUAUUAUGUUCUAUGGUUUAGAUGCAUAGAGGGUUGCUGUUUGUGUUGGGGUGUUCUGAGCGUUUUUGUUGUUUAUGUGCGUCUAUGAGGUGCAUGGUGUGGUGCAUGAUGAUAGAGAUAGACGAUCAUACAAUCCUAUGUGUAUAGAUGACAGUCAUACUGUUGUACAAAAAAUGUCAAUGAAUUAAAG
This is a messenger RNA of Aspergillus steynii IBT 23096, 938 nucleotides long. RefSeq lists its product as uncharacterized. Gene Ontology annotation, molecular function: protein binding. The record is from RefSeq and is a predicted model, not a curated record. The transcript has a single exon. NCBI's taxonomy places the organism in Eukaryota, Fungi, Ascomycota, Eurotiomycetes, Eurotiales, Aspergillaceae. Bases 182 to 742 code for a protein of 186 amino acids.